CAGACGACAGGUGCACGAGGCAUGGCAUGCUCCUCAACCCGACUGAGAGAAAAGAGAAGUCAUGGAGAGCAAAGAUGCGCCUACAUGAUGACUGGGAAAGCGUGAAGAGAAUGCAGAGACAUUUUGCAGGGAAGAGAAGAAGACGCUUUCACUAUAAGGAACAAAACAACAGCCAUCGUGUUUCAUACCAGCGUUUCAGGAGGAGGAUUACCCGAAGGAGCAGCAGUGAGUGUCCCGCUGCCAGUACACCACUGACCACUGGGGGGCAGUGUGAGCCCAGCUUUGAGUUUGAUACAGUCUGUCAGAGGCUGGUGUUGGACUCUCCUCAACCACAACACAAAGUCCUCCGGGGAAACCUUCAAGAGACAGCAAAAACAGAUGUGUCCACCUGCAUCGCUGCUGCACCCACAGUACGCACUGUCACUUCUCAUCUUGCCAAGGAAAAUGCCCCACAACAGGGUUGGGUGUGGAGAGAUGCAGUUAAAGAACAGGGGAUCUCUCAACAGGCUGGUAAAGCCUCUGAUAACAGACUACAUGACUUGCAGCCGUUUGCUGUUCUGGAGAAAGCGUCUGUGAAUCUGCAAGUAAAGGCCGUGAUAAAGAUGGCAGCACCAACGCUGAUGAAUGACUAUUACUCAAAUGUACUCGACUGCAGUUGUAAUGGUGUGAUUGCAUUAGCACUGGGCUCUUCUGUUUACCUUUGGAACUCAGAAACUCAGACUCUGUUGGGAUGUUUGUGCCCGAGUCCACAACCAGGACCUCUGCACUUUCAGACUCAGUCCGUCUCAUCUCUGUGCUGGAGCAGAGACGGCAGAUCUCUGUGCAUCGGGACCAGGCGAGGGGAGAUACAGGUAAACACUGUGGCGAUUAAAUGA
This is a messenger RNA of Labrus bergylta (ballan wrasse), 875 nucleotides long. NCBI's taxonomy places the organism in Eukaryota, Metazoa, Chordata, Actinopteri, Labriformes, Labridae. The record is from RefSeq and is a predicted model, not a curated record.